AUGUCUCCUGAUACUUUUUUGAAAGGCUUUGCUGAAUUUUUCCUCAUGGGAUUUUCGAAUUCCUGGGAUAUUCAGAUUGUACAUGCUGCUGUAUUCUUCCUAGUUUACCUGGCAGCUGUCAUAGGAAAUCUCCUAAUCAUCAUGCUUACCACUCUGGAUGUUCACCUCCAAACCCCAAUGUAUUUCUUUUUGAGAAACUUGUCUUUCUUAGAUUUUUGUUACAUCUCUGUCACAAUUCCAAAAUCUAUUGUCAGUUCCUUGACUCAUGAUACUUCCAUUUCUUUCUUUGAGUGUGCUCUGCAAGCCUUCUUUUUCAUGGACUUGGCGACUACAGAGGUAGCCAUCCUUACAGUGAUGUCCUAUGACCGCUAUGUGGCCAUCUGCUGGCCCUUAUAUUAUGAGGUCAUCAUAAACCAAAGUGUCUGUCUGAGGAUGAUGGCCAUGUCAUGGCUCAGUGGGGUGAUCUGUGGAUUCAUGCAUGUGAUAGCAACAUUCUCAUUACCAUUCUGUGGGCGCAAUAGAAUACAUCAAUUUUUCUGUAAUAUUCCACAGCUCCUAAGCCUCUUAGACCCCGAAGUAAUUACCAUUGAGAUUGGAGUCAUGGUUUUUGGUACAAGUCUUGUGAUAAUCUCCUUUGUUGUAAUUACUCUCUCCUACAUGUACAUUUUUUCUGUCAUCAUGAGGAUUCCUUCUAAGGAGGGUAGAUCAAAAACAUUUUCUACCUGCAUUCCACAUCUUGUGGUUGUAACACUCUUUAUGAUAUCUGGCAGCAUUGCCUAUGUGAAGCCAAUUUCAAAUUCUCCCCUGGUUCUGGAUGUUUUACUGUCUGUGUUCUACACAGUCGUGCCCCCGACCCUGAACCCCGUCAUCUAUAGUCUGAGGAAUAGAGACAUGAAGGCGGCCCUGAGAAGGCAGUGUGGUCCCUGA
This is a messenger RNA of Mandrillus leucophaeus (drill), 927 nucleotides long. RefSeq names its product putative olfactory receptor 14L1. Gene Ontology annotation, cellular component: membrane. NCBI's taxonomy places the organism in Eukaryota, Metazoa, Chordata, Mammalia, Primates, Cercopithecidae. The record is from RefSeq and is a predicted model, not a curated record. The transcript has 2 exons. Gene Ontology annotation, biological process: G protein-coupled receptor signaling pathway. Bases 1 to 927 code for a protein of 308 amino acids. Gene Ontology annotation, molecular function: olfactory receptor activity; G protein-coupled receptor activity.